This is a messenger RNA of Ciona intestinalis (vase tunicate), 1766 nucleotides long. RefSeq lists its product as uncharacterized. Lineage: Eukaryota; Metazoa; Chordata; Ascidiacea; Phlebobranchia; Cionidae. The record is from RefSeq and is a predicted model, not a curated record.
UAAACUUAAUUUGUAUUUUUUUACAGAUGGAUGCUUUAAAAGUAGGGAGAUAUAAAAUAAACAAGUCAUAUAUAUAUGUAGCACUGGUCUGUUUCAUUGCAUUAUCAUUUUACUUGGACUACAUCGUAUUAUUCGAUCCAAAUGCAACCAAAAAACAGUUGCAAUAUCAUUACGAAGCAAACCGAGUGACUUGCUUUGGAAAAACGCAAGAACGAAACCGUUUAAUCGGAGACAAAACAAGCCGAACUAAAUUGUUGUCGUAUUUAAAGCGGCCUACAUGCAAUAACUUGUUAAGAAACAUUUCGUUGGGUAAUUGGGUAUUACGGAAACCUAUUGACUUUGCAUUGAGGCAGGAAUUGGAUUCUAUACAUGAUAACUAUAGGAAAGAAGUUGGGAUACCUGUACAACCAUGGCGCAGUGAUGGUCGUUGUGGAUAUAAAGUAAUGGGAACGGCUGGUAAAAAGAAUUGGCCGCGAGUGGCAAGUUUCUGCGACCCAAAGAGUAACAGGCAGUGCUGCACUGAUUGGAACAGUGGGGUGUGUGUGGCAAUCUCUACUACACAGCAAUGCAACUGCCUUGGGUGUGUGAACACUGAGAAGUAUUAUACAGACGCACUUGAAUCUACAUGGGUAACUAAUGAUAACAGGUGCAAAUGGGUGAACUACACCCAACUUGAGGCAUGUGCUGUGUUAAAUGAACUUUCUGACCAACAGCAUAUGGCUGAAUUAUAUUUUGUGGGAGAUUCUCUUAUGCGAAACAUGUUUAUGGGCUUUGCGUUGCUGUUAAGUGGAGAAUUGAAAAGAGGUCUUUGGAAAACUUGCCUCUCAAAGGAACUAAACCAAACAUGCCAAGGAGACAAUCAAUUUGUAUUAAGAAGAUGUCACAGUAUUGCUGUGGCCCAUUCAUUAGAUGAGAUGGGGCAUAACAAUGGUAUUUUAUGUGGUGGGCAUCGAUACUUCAAUGUAUGGUAUAAAGAUUAUGGAAUGCCAUCACAAAGUCAAGACUUUAUUAAAUUUGUGCAAGAAAUAUCUGGGAAGCCUAACACAUAUGUUGUACUUGGAGUAGGUUUACACUUUCAACUACAGAGCGAUAAAACAAUUCAAAGUUUUUUGGACCCAGUAUUUAAAAUGCUUGGUGAAGCAAAGCAAGUCUGGCCCAAAAUCAUAUGGGUUCACGCUCUCAGUAUUGGGUUACUGAAGCCACCAACAUACCACAAACUACAGGGAACUAACGCAAUCACACGUUUUGUUGCUGAGAUAGAAAGUUACCUCAAACUACACCAAGUGCCAAGCUUGGAUUUUCGAAGUAUUACCGCAGAAGUAAGAAGUUAUGAUGGAACGCAUUAUGGUAGUGGAGUAAACAUUAUGAAAGCACAAAUACUUUUAAAUUAUUUAUCAACACUUUCAUUGCACACCUAAAACUCUUCCAACAGUUUUUCUAUGCGGAUUGCAAUUUUAUUUCUUUUUUGAAGUGAUAAACUUUCCAGUUAGAAUAUCUCAGGCAUUUUUUACUCAAUUUUAGUCCAUUUUGAGAUUUAUUAUUGUAUUUGUUUCAUAAUAUGUUCGAUACUUUAACCUGGUAUGGCAAAAUCAGAUAUAAAUGGUAUUACUUUUUUAAUCUGCAUGAAUACACUGAAAUUAUAGUUUUAAAGUUAUACUCUUUUGCAAUGUUAGAUGGCUCCAUUCAUAAUUUGCAAUUUAUUUUACUACAGCACUACAAUUCGUUAUUGAGAAAAUUACAUUAAAAUAAAGUUAACUCACCGAGUA